CAGCCCCCCCCCUUACACACCAAACCGGCCUGACUCCAGCUCAACAAGGAGAGAGGGAAGCACGACUGUUGCUGCUGAAAGCUCCUACUACCUUACCCUCGGUUUGGCUCGGCUCGGCUGGCAUUCUAUCUCGGCUCAGCUUGUUUCGGCUCGACUUGGCUCGGCUGGCAUUCCAUCUCGGCUCGGCUGGUUCGGCUCGACUCGGCUUGCUCGGCAUUCCAUCUACGUCUGCGUCGCAUUUUAAAAAAAGAGAAAGAAGAGAGAGGAGAGCAGUCACUUGGAGGAGGAGGAGGGUCGUUUUUAUUUUAAAAUUUGACGUCUUAUUUUUUGUCUGUAUGGAGGAGGUGGUAUGUCGCUACUAGCUCCUUUGAUAGCCGCUAUUAGGCACAAAGGCGUACUCGGUAGCUACCGUGCUAACUGCUAACAACACAGCCGGUGAGGACGCAGCCAUAGCCGGGUUUAAUCUGCCGGAGGAGUCGCUACCGUCCGUUUGGAGGGACAUGCUAGCUAUGUUGCGGUAGCUGUUUUAUAUCGGGAGUGUUUGGCUGCACAUGAAGAGGAUACUUUAUUUUAUGUUUCUGUAAUAGCUUGGAUCGGUCGGUGUGUGUAAGGCGGAGAUCGGUGGUCUGACACACGGAUAGAGAGAUGGUAGCCAUGGUUGCAACGAUUGUGGCUAAAACAAGCUAAGAAGAAGAAGUGAGUGAUUAGUUCAAAGCCCCCCCAAAAAAGUGGGAUUUUUUGUGUUCAUGUUAAUUUUAAUUCUCUGGGCGGCUAAAGUGAGUCUGAGAAAAAUCCUUGAACACGAACUGAAACUAGGAAUAUCUCACUGAGUGAUCGGGAGGGAUUAUAUCUAUAUAUUGUGUGUGUGUGUCUCCUAAGUGGAUUUCGGCCUCCUGCUUCAGGAUCGUCGUGGGAAACACGGACGGUCGUGUAUUGACAUUGAGUGAGUGAGUGAGCAAAAGCCCCUCCACUCCCCCUACAGAAUAUACUCUCUCCCUCUCUUUCUAUCUGUCUCUCUCUCCCCCUCAUCCACCUCCUCGCUUCACCCUCCGAUGCGGAGAUUUCAGUAGCACCGGCAACCCAAAUCCCCCCUCACGGCGGCCGGACAUGCUGAAGUGUAUCCCCCUGUGGCGCUGCAAUCGCCACGUCGAGUCGGUGGACAAGAGACAUUGCAACUUGCAGACAGUCCCCGAUGAGAUAUUUCGCUACAGCCGCAGCCUGGAGGAGCUUCUCCUCGAUGCCAACCAGCUGAAAGAACUACCCAAGCCUUUCUUCAGACUACUGAACCUAAGGAAGCUCGGCUUGAGCGACAAUGAGAUCCAGAGACUCCCUCCCGAGGUGGCCAACUUCAUGCAGCUGGUGGAACUGGACAUAUCCAGAAACGACAUUCCUGAGAUCCCCGAGAGCAUUAAGUUUUGCAGGGCCUUGGAGAUCGCAGACUUCAGUGGAAACCCCCUCUCCAGAUUGCCGGAUGGUUUCACUCAACUCCGAGCGCUGGCUCACUUGGCACUCAACGACGUGUCAUUGCAGAUUUUACCCAACGACAUUGGAAAUCUGGCCAAUCUCGUGACGUUGGAGCUCAGGGAGAACCUGCUGAAAUCUCUGCCCACCUCGCUCUCUUUCCUGGUGAAACUGGAACAGCUGGACCUGGGCAGCAAUGAACUGGAAGUUUUGCCGGACACCCUCGGCGCUUUGCCCAAUCUGAGGGAGCUGUGGCUUGACCGUAACCAAUUGUCCUCAUUACCACCAGAGCUGGGGAACCUCAGGAGACUUGUGUGUCUGGAUGUGUCGGAGAAUCGUCUGGAGGAGCUUCCCUCAGAGCUAAACGGCCUUCUGGCUCUCACCGACCUGCUGCUCACACAGAACCUGCUGGAGGUCGUCCCUGACAGCAUAGGCUGUCUGAAACAGCUGUCAAUCCUGAAGGUGGACCAGAAUCGACUGACCCAACUGACUGAUUCAAUAGGAGAGUGUGAAAACCUCACAGAGCUCAUCCUGACAGAGAACCUAUUACAGACACUUCCUCGCUCGCUGGGCAAGCUGAAGAAGUUGACCAACUUGAAUGUAGAUCGCAACCGUUUGGGCAGCGUGCCCAAAGAGCUCGGCGGCUGUGCCAGCCUCAACGUGCUCUCAUUAAGAGACAACCGUCUGGGCAAACUGCCUCCUGAGCUGGCAGAUGCCACCGAGCUGCACGUGCUGGAUGUGGCUGGAAACAGAUUACAAAACCUGCCUUUCGCCCUGACAAACCUCAAUCUGAAGGCCAUGUGGCUCGCGGAGAACCAGUCGCAGCCCAUGCUCAAGUUCCAGACGGAGGAUGACGAGCGUACGGGAGAGAAGGUUUUGACCUGCUAUCUACUGCCCCAGCAGCCUUCCCCAAGUCUAGAGAACUUGCUACAGAACAGCGUUGACGACACUUGGACGGACAGCAAUCUGAACCGAGUGUCAGUCAUUCAGUUCCAGGAAGAGACCAAAGCCGAGGACGAGGAUGACGAGGCUGCCGCAGAGCGCAGGGGCCUUCAGCGCAGAGCCACACCACAUCCGAGUGAGCUGAAGGUGAUGAAGAAGGUGAUCGAAGAGAGGAGGAACGAAGCCUACUCAUCCAGACCUGAUGGAGAUGAAGAGUCCUCUGACCCGCAGGAUAAACGGCACAGCGACCUCUCCAAUCAGAGCCACGACUCGCAGGUGUCCAACAGCACACUGUCAGCCCACUCCCAUGAAGAGAGACGGGAGGCGACUGUCUCCUUUCAGAGAGAGGACCUCGUGGACGGCCACUCGCCUCACGAUGAGGAGGAACUGGAUGAGAUGGAGGUGGAGUACAUCGAGCCCACUGUGCACUUUGCAGAGGAGCCCAUGAUCCGCGCCAUGGAAGCGGAUGAUGUGGAGGACGGCGAGGACGGCGAGAGGAGCGAGGAGGAGGACGAGAGGCCGGCUUUUCCCGCCGAGAAGCAGCGUCUGAUCAGAAAGGACACGCCACACUACAAGAAGCACUUCAAGAUCACCAAGCUGCCCAAGCCCGAGGCCGUGGCAGCCCUGCUGCAGGGCUUCAACCCCGACAGCCUCAACUCUCCGACGCAGGCCGCCCAAAACGAGCAGGACGAGGAGGAGGACGAGGAGGAGGGAGAGCAGGGUAUCAGCACGCCUCAGCGGCAUCACAGACUGGAGGCGCCGGAGCUAGAAGACACCCGGCAGGCCAACUCCAGCCAAGUAAAGCACACCUUAAACAUCAUGAGACAAACAGGCGGCCUGGGUAUCAGCAUCGCCGGAGGGAAAGGAUCCACACCUUACAAGGGAGAUGAUGAGGGAAUCUUUAUCUCGAGGGUAUCUGAGGAGGGUCCUGCAGCCAGAGCGGGGGUUAAAGUGGGAGACAAACUCCUAGAGGUGAAUGGAGUAGACCUUCACGAAGCAGAGCACCACACAGCGGUGGAAGCUCUCCGCAGCUCCGGCGCAACGGUUUCCAUGACGGUGCUGCGCGAGCACAUGGUGGAGCCGGAGAACGCCAUCACUACAACGCCGCUGAGGCCCGAGGACGACUACUUCCCGCGGGAGAGACGCAGCAGCGGCCUCGCCUUCAACCUGGAGACGCCUCCCAGCGGGCCUCAGCAGCGGCUCUCCACCUGUCUGAUCCGCAACGACAAGGGGCUCGGCUUCAGCAUCGCCGGGGGGAAAGGAUCCACUCCGUACCGCACAGGAGACACGGGGAUCUACAUCUCUCGUAUUGCAGAGGGCGGAGCGGCACACAGAGACAGCACGCUGCGUGUAGGCGACAGGGUGAUUUCUAUCAAUGGUGUAGACAUGACAGAGGCCAGGCAUGACCAGGCAGUAGCGCUCCUUACCGGCACCUCCCCCACCAUCGCCCUCCUGGUAGAGCGAGACCUAAACGCACCAGGGGGCUCUCCGGGUCAAUCGCGGGCUCGAGCCCACUCCCCUCCACCCCCAGAACCCUCAGAUUCUCCAGACCAGGAGGAGGAAGGCAUUUCCCCUCAUGGGAACCACCUGACCCGAAUGGAAGAUGAAUAUCCCAUCGAGGAGGUGAUUCUGAUGAAGUCAGGCGGUCCUCUGGGCCUGAGCAUCGUGGGAGGAAGUGACCACGCCAGUCACCCGUUCGGCAUCAAUGAACCUGGAGUGUUUAUCUCAAAGGUGAUCCCUCUCGGUCUGGCGUGUCAAAGCGGGUUGCGCGUCGGUGACAGAAUAUUAGAGGUGAACGCCAUCGACUUGCGUCACGCCACGCACCAGGAAGCCGUACGAGCACUGCUGGCCAACAAGCAGGAGAUCCGGAUGUUAGUGCGGAGGGAUCCUUCACCGCCCGGCAUGCAGGAAAUCGUGAUCCAGAAGCAGCCGGGUGAGAAGCUCGGUAUCAGUAUUCGUGGAGGAGCCAAAGGUCACGCAGGAAACCCCUUUGAUCCCACAGAUGAAGGCAUUUUCAUCUCUAAGGUGAGUUCGACCGGUGCAGCAGCGAGAGACAGCCGGCUGCAGGUGGGCAUGCGCAUCCUGGAGGUGAACAACCACAGCCUGCUGGGGAUGACGCACACGGAGGCAGUGCGAGUGCUCCGGGCCAUCGGAGACUCGCUGGUCAUGCUGGUUUGUGACGGCUUCGACCCACAAAACCUGGCAACCGUGGAGGCGUCUCCCGGCACCAUCGCCAACCCGUUUGCAGCAGGCAUCGUCCGUAAGAACAGUCUGGAGAGCAUCUCUUCUAUAGACAGAGACCUGAGCCCCGAGGAGAUCGAUAUCAUGCAGAAGGAGUCUGAGAUGGCGAGAGAGACGUCGCAGUGGGAGCGAGAAGAGAUGGAGAAAGUGAACAUGGGCAUUGGACCUCUAAAACUUGACUACAAAACGCUGGCUGCGCUGCCCACCACCAGCCUGCAGAGGGUCAACAGGGCGCCUUCCUCUGAUUUCACUCGGACUGAGAGCCCAAUCAGAGAAGCACCAUACUCUCCCACCAUCCAACCGGCAAACAUUCAUUACACCUCCACUCCCACUGCCAAGGACAACACGCCGUCAUCUACGCGACCAGGUGCCAUCCAGCCAGUCGGGCGCGUGUGGCCGAGCACCUCGCCGGCCACUCCGGAAGGCCACAGCCCCAACCCCUUCCAGCAUGGCCCCUCCCCCUUCAACUCCCAGACCUCUGACAUGUACGGUGUUAGGAACAAUUUCCACCAACCUUCUCCAGAGCCUGAGUUGAACAACGAGGUGUUUGAUGAUGACGUUGAGGGUCAGGAGGGAGCUGGCACGGGUUUGCCCUCCCUCUCGCCUGACCGUCGGGAGUAUAUGAGCCUGGCGGCGGUGCCUCGCCACUCCAGGCCGUCCGUGGAACUGAAGACUCCUUCACCUGGUGGUAAGGACAGCCCAGAGCAGCGAUCCUUCAGGGACAGACAGAAGUACUUUGAGAUUGACGUGAAGCAGCAGACGCCAGAAAAACCCAAACCUCGAGUCUCCCUUGUCGGAGAGGAUGACCUCAAGAAAAUGAGGGAGGAGGAAGAGAGGAAGUUUGAGCAGCGGGCGCGGGAAUACCUGCUGGACGAGGAAGAUGAAGAUGACGAGGACGACAUGGUUAAGCAGGUGGCGCAGAUGAAGGCCACGGGCAAGGUGGUGCUGGACGGAGUGGAGUACAAAGUGGAGCCAGCAACCACUCCAUCCCGGCUCUGCCCCACACCACCGAGCUACAACGUCACACCACCCAGCUACUGUGGCAGCUCGGGGCCUUCUUCAGUCGAUGGUAAGGGAGACUCACAGAGGAAUUCAUUAGAGGACAGUUUCAGGCUUGAGCAGCGGCCAAACUCCAUGACUGGUUUGAUCCCGAUGUAUCCUGGCGAGUCGACGGCUCCCAUCCGCACAGCCAAAGCAGAGCGCAGACACCAGGAGAGGCUCCGCAUGCAGAGCCCCGAACUGUCUGUGGCCCCCGACAAGGAUCUGUCCCCCGCUGAGAAACGAGCUCUGGAGGCAGAGAAGAGAGCCAUGUGGAGAGCGGCACGAAUGAAGUCUCUGGAGCAGGAUGCACUGAAAGCUCAGAUGGUCAUCGCCAAGUCUCGGGACGGAAAGAAGCGAGGAACGUUGGACCAGCUGGCGGAGUCGCCCUCACCUGCACCGACACCCUCUCCCACCCCGAUGGAAGAGCUCAGUCCUCGAGGAUUAACCUCACCAGGAAGGCUGUCCCUGUCGUCAAAGAAGUUUGACUACCGACAGUUCGCUGCCAUUCCUUCUUCCAAACCCGUAUACGACAUCCAGUCCCCUGACAUAGUCGACGACAUGCAGUUCAUUGACGAUGGUUCCAGUAAUCCAGGGCCCGCUGCAAACCCUGAGGUCGAGGUUCCCUCCUCGCUGCCCGCCACCUCAGCCCUGGAGGAGAUGGCUCUGUACAGCAACAAGCGCAAACUGAGGCAGGGUCGCCGCAGCCUGGAAACCGCCGUGCCCACGUAACACCUCAAACUGAGAAGAAGAGGAAGAAGUCCGAACACACACACACAUACACUCUUACACACUUUACAUACACUGUGGAACACUGGCAAACACCACAAAUGCAUCCACAGCAGAGGUGCAGAGUCACUAAAACACUACACACACAGUGUCAGUAGAGCGAGAUUUUUUUUUUACUCUCAUCGUAUAUAAUAAUAACCACUGCAGAGACUACGAAGCCGAUAGUCGCCACCAACCCCCCCUCCACACACACACACACUCACUUAUAUCCUGCGUGCCAGUCUUGCCUUUUUUACAGUCUGUGGAUGAAGUCGGCAAGGAGACAUCGCUCAAAAGGUCCCUCGAGAAAGGAGGGGGAGGGGAGGGGGGGCAAGAAAAAGUGCUAGUGUGGUUUUAGUUAGGAUCGCUACUUAAGACCAUUUUCUUUUCUUUUUUGUUUGUUUUUAUUUGUUGUACACUCGGUUUGCCUCUUUUAGAAGCUGAUCUAUUUUAACAAAACGGUGACCGAUUUUCUUUUUUUUUCAGUUUUGUUGUUUUUUUUAAAUUUUCGCACCUCUGAUGAUUUUGCUGUUCAGAAAAAAAAAACACAUACUGGAAGAAAGAAAAAAAAAGAAAUGGGUAAUAGCUCUACUAACUUGUUGAAUGAUAUUUUUUAGGCUUUCAAGUGAAUAGAUUGUAAAAUGUCAAAGGGGGGUAGGGGAGGGUAAGGGGGUUUGAGACUUGAUCAGACAGGAGUGUAUAUAUUAAUUGAGGAGGGAACAUCCUGCUACCUUCACUGUCACACAUUGUGGAGAGCUUUAAAAAAGACAAAAACUACAAAAAAAACAAAAACCCACAGUACAUAUCGUUUAGGUUUUUUUGCACUGCCACUGAUCAGCUUUUUAAGAACGUAUAUCUUAAAUAAUUUAUUGUUUUUUUAAUUAUUAUUUUACUCCAAAUUGAAGGGCCUUGAUUUUACACGGUUUUAAUCUAUCUGGUUCUUUUUAACUACAAAGAGAGGGGAGACUGACACGUAUCAUAAUUUUCGUUUUUUUUAAGUGAUACAUUCAUGAGUCUGGAAGUCGAAACCUUUAAACGCCAAUGAAUUGCAUAUCACUUUUUAUCAUGUAGUGUACUUUAUACGCCCUUCUGAACCCACCAUCCGGGUUUUUUUGUUUUUUUCCUUCAUAUUCUGCUUAGAACGCUUGAACAGAGUCUCUUGUCUCAACAGACUUCAAGUGAGCAUCUAUCCGGAUUUAUUAAUUGUGUGACAUUCCCCUCGUAGAGAACAUGACUACACUGGAGGCAGCAGCAGGCAGUUUUACUCAUAACACUUUCAAGAAUAUUGAAUAUCACAGUUUGGGAACAUGCAUUUUUAGCAUCAUUUUAUUAAUUAAUGGUACUUACCCUGCCCUGAUUUAGGGUAAUGUUUGUUUCUUUUUAUUUUAAAAUCAAUGUGAACCGUUCAUUUCCUUCUUAUCCUUGCAUUAUUAUAAAUCUGGGAGGUAUUCCAGAUGUGACGUGAAGGUAGCAGGUGUUUUUUUGUUUUUUCUGUCUAUGGUUAAUUUAAAUCUGAUGCCACUGAAAAAAAUCAUUUAUUAUUGUGUGAAUAAUGUACAAAUACUGAGAGGAAAGCAAACUUUUUUGGGUGUGAAACUGAGCCAGUCUUGACCUAGACCGAGCAAGUGUCUGGACUGCUGAUGCAUCUGGGUUUUUGGACGGGCUUGGUGCCGGGAUGCUCUCUGCAUGUAUAUUGGUUUGUUAAAUGGGAGAGCCGCGAGAGGCAGAACGGAUUUUAAAAUCCCUCUCAAGACAUCGAUCUCAUCAGACAUUCAGCUCAUUGCUUGACAUGCUGUCAGUUAAUGUAUCUGGCAGGUUGGUUUUUUUGUUGUUGUUUUUUUUUUUUUGCAGAAUCACAGCAUAGUAGCAUUUGUGUUAAUUUAAUGUAGGGUCUUCUAAUUAUAGCUUUCCAUGUUGCUCUCACUGACUGAAAUUCAGUUUGUUUGAUAACAUUUGCAAUGGCUGAUAUCUUUUUUUAACAUAAAGUAGGUAAAUUUGUUUUCCAGAUGGUUUUCACUACAUUAUUAAUGCAGUGUUUCAAGUUUUUUUUUGUGUUAUUCUGUUGUCUUGAGUUCUCUUUGGGGGCUAUUACUUGCAAAUAGGUUGGAGGGAAAGGGGUCAGAAGUCCUAGAGUCAUGGGGUAGAGCUCAUACAAGACUGUAACUAGUGAAUUUGUACAACCAAAGAAGUCUAUUUUGUGGUUCAGGAAUAAUAAAAUUUUACUUUUCAUUUAAGAAGCUGAUUCAUUGUGUUUUUGUCUUUUGUGCUUGGUUAAUGUACAAACUUUACACAUUAAAAAAAUACACUAAUCAAAUGUAGAAAACCACCAAGUGAAGCAAUUAGGAAUGUAAAAAAAGGUAAAUUAUAUUUGAUCAUAUUUAGCACUUGUGGAUACCGUAGAGUUC
Messenger RNA from Scomber scombrus (Atlantic mackerel), 8855 nucleotides. RefSeq names its product scribble planar cell polarity protein (gene scrib). NCBI's taxonomy places the organism in Eukaryota, Metazoa, Chordata, Actinopteri, Scombriformes, Scombridae. Gene Ontology annotation, cellular component: postsynaptic density; adherens junction; postsynaptic membrane. Gene Ontology annotation, biological process: neurotransmitter receptor transport, endosome to postsynaptic membrane; neurotransmitter receptor transport postsynaptic membrane to endosome. The record is from RefSeq and is a predicted model, not a curated record. Bases 1108 to 6414 code for a protein of 1768 amino acids. The transcript has 41 exons. Gene Ontology annotation, molecular function: protein binding.